ACUAGGUUCCCUUAGGGCUCUGAUAUCUGUGGUGACUUGUCUACUCUAAUGCACAGCAUGUGGCAGCUGCUACCACCAACGGCUCUGCUGCUUCUAGUUACAGGUGGCAUGCAAGCUGCAGAUCUCCCAAAGGCUGUGGUGCUCCUAGACCCUCAAUGGGACCGGGUGCUCACGAAUGACCAUGUGACUCUAAAGUGCCAGGGGGACUACCCUCUUGGAGACAAUUCCACACAGUGGUGGCACAAUGGGACUCUCAUCUCAAACCAGGCCUCUAGCUACUUCAUCACAAAUGCCAAAGUUGAGGAUAGUGGAGACUACAAGUGUCAGACAUCCCUCUCCACACGCAGCGACCCGGUGAAGCUAAAAGUCUACAUGGGCUGGCUGUUGCUCCAGGCCCCUCGGUGGGUGGUCAAGGAGGGGGAGCCCAUUCAGCUGAAGUGUCACAGUUGGAAGAAAACUACUGUAGAAAACGUUCAAUAUUUCCAGAAUGGCAAAGGCAAGAAGUUUUCUUAUCAGAAUUCUGACUUCUACAUUCGAGAAGCAAAACUUGAACACAGUGGCUCUUACUUCUGCAGGGGGCUUAUCGGGAGUAAAAACGAGUCUUCAGAGGCUAUGAACGUCACUGUUCAAGGUCAAGGAAGUCCACCAUCCAGCUCAUCAUUCUUUCUACCUUGGCACCAAAUCACUUUCAUCCUGGUGAUGGGACUCCUGUUUGCAGUGGACACGGGGCUGUAUUUUUCUGUGAAGAGAGACCUUCGAAACUCAAAGGAGGACUGGAGGAAUGGCAAAGUCACAUGGACUCAGGGCUCUCAGGGCAAAUGAGGGUAAUAAAAGCAGCAUCCCCAUCCAAUGGGGGUGAUAAAAGCAGCAUCUCUGAACCUCUUUCUAAAUUCACAGCCCCACCAUGCCCAACAGGCAUCUCUGGGAGCAGCAGGAAAAUUACACCUCAGACUCUAGGCUGAGGGUCCUUCACCCAACUGUUUUCUCUUGGUCUCCUAUGGAUAGGAAGGGACUGUGAUCUUCAAGUGCCAACAGUGAAGCUCCAGUAAGCAGCUGCAUUACCAGGAAUAGAAGUCUCAGAGCAACAUGGAUGCUUUCUCUAUUCUAACCAUUCCGUCCCAGCAAAGCAACAAUACAGAUUCUUGAUGAUUACCCUUGAUGUAUGAAUAUUGUCCUUAAAUAAAUGGAUAUGUAAAUAAGAGAAUUCAUGGUUGAGAACCAGCUGGAUAGUAGUCUGCAUCUGUUGCUGCAGGGCUGGCUGCCUUCAAGUCACCCUAAAACUCCUUCUAGAC
Messenger RNA from Physeter macrocephalus (sperm whale), 1292 nucleotides. RefSeq names its product low affinity immunoglobulin gamma Fc region receptor III-A. Gene Ontology annotation, biological process: regulation of immune response; cell surface receptor signaling pathway. The transcript has 5 exons. The record is from RefSeq and is a predicted model, not a curated record. Gene Ontology annotation, molecular function: transmembrane signaling receptor activity. Gene Ontology annotation, cellular component: plasma membrane. Lineage: Eukaryota; Metazoa; Chordata; Mammalia; Artiodactyla; Physeteridae. The coding region runs from base 49 to 822 and encodes 257 amino acids.